Molecule: messenger RNA, 738 nt
Organism: Penicillium bovifimosum
Lineage: Eukaryota; Fungi; Ascomycota; Eurotiomycetes; Eurotiales; Aspergillaceae
Product: Appr-1-p processing
Exons: 3
Coding region: 1-738 (245 amino acids)
Biological process (GO): peptidyl-glutamate ADP-deribosylation
Source: RefSeq, a predicted model, not a curated record
AUGUCGGGCAACCGAAGAGGCGAUUUCGCCAUUACCAGCGCCCAUGGUCAUCGGGAUAGCGAUGAUUCCAUAAUUUUGCUGACCUCCCCUGGUCGCAGUUAUGCAGCAUUUGUUCACGAGACGCCUGGUGAUCUCUUCGACGCCCCUAACGGCGCUGCUCUGAUCCAUGCAUGCAACUGCCAGGGUACCUGGGGUGCGGGACUUGCUCGUCAGUUUCGCGAGCGCUACCCGGCCGCCUACGAGAUCUAUCGCAAGCAUUGUCUCGACCACCUCGACAACCGAGUUUCCCACAAGAUCCCCGAUCUGCGUGGCCCUUUCUCGAUGGAAGUUGACUUUCCGCUAGGCACCGCACUUGUGAUCCCACCACAGCAGAGCGACUUCACUCUCCACCGGCGCCGCCACUGGAUAAUCUGUCUCUUCACCUCGAAAGAUUUUGGUGCCCGCGUCGAUAAAGAGGAGAUGAUAAUCACUAGCACUCAUGCUGCUCUGCUUGACUUGAGGGAACAACUGGAGACUCUUUGCCGGCGGUAUCCUGAUAGCGGAGUCGGCGAGCAAGUGCCUUCUGGCCUAUACUCCAGCCGUUUCUGCACCGGCAUUUUCAAUAUCCCCUGGGAGAUCAUUCACGGGCUGAUCAAUGAAAUCGGUCUGCGGAUCAACGUGUACUACCCCUAUGAGCCUAGCAACCGUGGACGUCGACCCAUUCGGGUGCAGCCUCCCUCCGAGGAGCACAGGGGGUAA